Molecule: messenger RNA, 330 nt
Organism: Bathycoccus prasinos
Lineage: Eukaryota; Viridiplantae; Chlorophyta; Mamiellophyceae; Mamiellales; Bathycoccaceae
Exons: 1
Coding region: 1-330 (109 amino acids)
Source: RefSeq, a predicted model, not a curated record
AUGUUAACACGUGUUUCUCUCUCUCUCUCUUUUAUAACAGAUCCGGCGCAGUUGGAGCAACUCGCGAUGCAAUGCCUGGAAGAUCCGGACGGUUUGUGCGGCGACAUGUGCGUGAAAGCGAUAACGUCUUCGGCGGCGAACCCGCAGGUGGCGAACGUGAAAGUGCCGUGCACCGGGGGCGUCGAUGGACUCAUCGAAAACGUUUUGAAAAAGUGUACCGAAGAGCUCGGCGCGCCCUUCGAUCCUUGCGGCGGGAAAACGAAGAAGGCGAUCAUCGACGCGAGCGCGAAGAUUAAGUGCGAAGAAGGCGGCGUGCUCGCCGAUUACUAA